UUUGGUUUCUUCGCCGGAUUUGAUGUCGUCAACUUUGUAAACAUUCGUUAUCAUAUCACCGCGAUACAAAGCUGGUUCGACGCCUCCGAGCGAGUGCUCGACGCGCGCGCCCCCUUCCUACUUCCCCCCUGUCCCCAACUGCCCCCGACUGGUGCAGUCUCAUUUCUGUCGCCAGAACGACCGCACGUCGCUUUUAUCGAUUAAAAGCUUCUCGUGAUCGAGCUUUGUCUAUCUUAUUUAUAAUGAAGUGUUAUCAGUUUUCCCCAUAACUUAACUCACCACAACUGCGUUUGAUUCAGUGUCAGUGAUUACAGUGUACGCACAAUCAGCUGCGUUAUUUAUCGUUGAACCGUCAUCGUUAACGGUUAAAGUUGUGCCUGUAUCGUCUAAUUUAACUAAGUUCGUGAUUGUGCUUAUGUCAAUUGACGGGAUGUCUCAAAGAGUCUAGUCUUGCAACAUAAACAGGAGCGGCUUGGCGCGGCGUAGCGGGCGGGCCGCGCCAUGGGUAACAAGUGCUGCAGCCGCCGCCACGACCCCGACCGACCCUUAGUAUACCCAGCGUACAAGAAGAACGAGGCAGGCUUCACAACAUGCCCAUCGCUGGAGACGCGGUACACUGGCGAGCCCAACAAUCGCGCGGUCACUCGCAGACCAGCAGACAUCGUGCGCACCAGAAACCCUGGAGCAUGUAUAUCGAACGGCGGGCGUCGUGUAGUGAAAGCACUAUGUGCGUACACGGCCCGAGCGGAGUCCGACAUCUCCUUCCGCAAGGGAGACCGUAUGGAGGUGCUGAGCGAUGCGGAACCCGACUGGUGGCGGGUUUUACACCUGUCUACCAGGCGGGAAGGACUCGUACCAGCUAACUUUGUAGCGGAAGAAAGUUCCGUGGAGUGUGAGGACUGGUUCUUCCCACACGUAUCAAGGAAGGAGGCUGAUAAAUUACUCCUAGCCGAAAUCAAUCCUCGAGGAACCUUCCUCGUGAGGCCCGCAGAACAUAAUCCUCACGGCUUCAGCCUUAGCGUCAAAGAUUGGGAGGAGGGCAGAGGAUAUCAUGUGAAGCAUUAUAAGAUAAAACCGCUGGAUAAUGGGGGAUUUUAUAUUGCGACGAAUCAAACGUUUCCAAGCCUACCCGCGCUGGUGAUGUCUUAUACGAAGAAUGCGCUAGGCCUGUGUCACGUGCUAGCGCGGCCCUGUCCCAAGCCUGAGCCACAGAUGUGGGACCUGGGACCAGAGCUGAGGGACAAAUGGGAGAUCCCUAGGAGCCAGAUACAACUGAUCAAGAAACUGGGCCAGGGGAACUUUGGAGAAGUGUAUUACGGGAAAUGGUGUAACAAUAUUGAGGUUGCAGUAAAAACGCUACGAGAAGGCACGAUGUCCAAACAAGCCUUCCUCCAAGAAGCCUCCAUUAUGAAGAAGUUCCGUCACAAACGACUAGUCGCCCUUUACGCGGUGUGUUCACAACAGGAGCCCGUUUACAUCGUACAGGAGUAUAUGUGCAAAGGCUCCUUACUGGAAUUCCUCAGGAAUGGGGAAGGAAAGUCCCUCCAUUUUGAGGAUUUAGUCUACGUUGCAGCUCAAGUAGCAAGCGGAAUGGAGUAUCUCGAAUCCAAACUACUAAUACACAGAGACUUAGCAGCAAGAAAUGUGUUAAUAGGUGAAAAUAACGUAGCGAAAAUAUGUGAUUUCGGACUGGCUAGAGUGAUCGAAGACAACGAAUACUGUCCCAAACAAGGUUCCCGAUUCCCUGUCAAAUGGACGGCUCCCGAAGCAAUUAUUUAUGGACGUUUCUCUAUAAAAAGUGAUGUUUGGUCGUAUGGAAUUCUUUUAAUGGAGCUGUUCACAUAUGGUCAGAUACCGUAUCCAGGGUUGCAUGGGAAAGAAGUUAUCGAACAAGUGGAAAGAGGUUAUAGAAUGCCAAAACCUGUGGGUCACUAUCUACCAGAUGAUAUUUAUAGACUGAUGCUCCAGUGUUGGGACGCUAUCCCAGAGAAGCGACCGACGUUCGAAUUCUUGAAUCACUAUUUCGAAUCGUUCACAGUAACCAGUGAGAUACCGUAUAGAGAAGUGCAGGACUAGUGCUGUGAUAUAGUGGAAUAGGUUUUUUACACUUCGGAGUUUUAACACGCUGUGCGUUUUAAGUGAAAGUGAUGAGCCCGUAUUCUUUUUGAGUUUGGAUCUGUGACGGUUAUAUGCUGGACAUUUCUUUGCUGUUGGAGGUGAUAUGCUGUUGCAUUGCGAAUAUAUACAAUUUAUUCGAGUUAAGAAAAUAAUUAUUCACUGUCAAUUCCAAAUUCCGACCAAUUAGCUGGCUGU
Molecule: messenger RNA, 2313 nt
Organism: Maniola jurtina (meadow brown)
Lineage: Eukaryota; Metazoa; Arthropoda; Insecta; Lepidoptera; Nymphalidae
Gene: Src64B
Product: tyrosine-protein kinase Src64B
Exons: 7
Coding region: 502-2076 (524 amino acids)
Biological process (GO): cell surface receptor protein tyrosine kinase signaling pathway; cell differentiation; innate immune response
Cellular component (GO): extrinsic component of cytoplasmic side of plasma membrane
Molecular function (GO): signaling receptor binding; ATP binding; non-membrane spanning protein tyrosine kinase activity
Source: RefSeq, a predicted model, not a curated record